Molecule: messenger RNA, 453 nt
Organism: Rotaria socialis
Lineage: Eukaryota; Metazoa; Rotifera; Eurotatoria; Philodinida; Philodinidae
Source: the annotation of a GenBank genome assembly
AUGGAUAAUCUAAAUUUUAAUAUUGAAAUAUUCAAAGAUUAUCGUUACAAUUUAACGCCUGAAGGCAAUUAUUCAUGUCCAAUACAUGGUUGCAACAGCUGCUUAGAACUCGCUAAUGAGCAACAGUUCCCCACUAAUAAUCAAAUUAAAAUGUUUUGGUCUCAUGUUCAAUCUGUUCACUCCGAUGAAUUUGAAAAUUUAUUGAAGCAAUUUUCCGAAAAAACAUAUAUUCCUAAAGAAAGUAAAUUAGAUCGUAUUUCCGACUCAAUAGACACGUCGAAUGGAAGUAUUACUAAAAUUUUAUUAAAAUUAAUGCCAAAUUCCAUCAAUGAUCAAAAACUUUUUCAGUGUAUUUCUGAAGAACAUCAUAAACUACAACAAGAAUUGAAAGAAAUUUUGAAUUCUUCAACAACACCCGUUCAACAACAACAAACAACUUUAGGCAGUCUUUAA